This is a messenger RNA of Globicephala melas (long-finned pilot whale), 2166 nucleotides long. It is a transcript of the gene SPDYC, whose product is annotated as speedy/RINGO cell cycle regulator family member C. NCBI's taxonomy places the organism in Eukaryota, Metazoa, Chordata, Mammalia, Artiodactyla, Delphinidae. The record is from RefSeq and is a predicted model, not a curated record. Gene Ontology annotation, molecular function: protein kinase binding. Gene Ontology annotation, biological process: positive regulation of cyclin-dependent protein serine/threonine kinase activity.
AUGAGUGAUGCCCAAGAUCCUGCCACAAUCCCUGCGGUUGGCACCCAGGUGAAGCUGAGGGGCUGGAGCCGUCAAGGGGAGGGGGGUGAGUCUUUCCAUUUCCGCCGGCACGAGGAGCUCCAGGCCUUCCUCAGCCUUCUGGAGCACAGUUUCCUCCAGGAUUUCCUCUCCAAAGAUCCCUGUUUCCAGAUUUCAGAUAAGUAUCUCCUGGCCAUGGUGCUGGUCUACUUCCGGCGCGCCAACCUGCAGCUCAGCGAGUACACCCACAGCAAUCUGUUCCUGGCACUGUACCUUGCAAAUGACAUGGAGGAAGACCUGGAGGACCCCAAAAGUGUGAUUUUUCUGUGGGCCCUGGGCCAAGAUUGGCAUCAUCGAGUGUCAGACUUCCUGUGUCAGAGGGACAAGCUGUGGGCACGGAUGGGCUUCAGGGCCGUGGUGAGACGCCAGAGCUGCGAGGAGGUCAUGGCCAAGGAGCCGACCCACUGGGCCUGGACUCGAGAGAGACAUCCCCACCACGGCAGGGCUCAGAGGAGCUACCCAAAGGCCCAGAUCCCCCUCCCCCGGGGCCCCGGCCUCUCGCCACCCCACUGUCCCCUGUGUGGCUUGCCCCCUUGCCACAGCCACCGCUGCCACCACCCCUGCCCCUUGCCUGUCAUAUCCAAGUGCCCUUCCCAAAACCCUGAGCGGCACCGCCCUCCCUCCCAAGCUUGUCUCUCAGUGGCUGGAGACUCCUGGAGUAGGGCCUUCCUCAUUGUCCUGCCCACCCAGCUGCAACUGGAGCCAGGCACCUACACCCUCCACAUCUUCUCAAAGCUGCUGCCGUGCCCUCGGCGCUGACACUCGCAGGGUGAAGAACAGCCCGUCUGCUCCCUGCUGACCCAGUGCUCCACUGGCUGGGGCCCCUCCGGCCUCCUGUCUACUUGGCCUCAGGCUGGCAGGGCUGCCCAUGCCCCCUGCCCCUUCCUCCCUACCUGCAACUUGUGCGCACUCUGACCUGACUCCUCAAAUAAAUUCAUGUCCACAGGACACCAACUGUGCUUAGGCCCUAGUCUGGGUCCCUGACCCAGGGCGGGGGCAGGGAGGGAGCUACCGGGAGAGGGGCAUCUGCCACGUUUAGGUACCAGUGGUUGGAGACCCAUGAGCACAGGUCCUGUAAUAGCUCCUCUCCUCCCAUUCGUGACCAGUCAUCCUGAACCUGUUUCCCCUUUUUAACAUCCAUGUGGCUGGUGAGAUCCACACAGUGCAGAUGGGACUAAAUGAGAUGAGGUAUCUGCAGUCCUUAGAAGAGGGUCUGGAACCUCCUGGACAAAAAAAUGCUCAGAAGGAAAGCAGCUCCAUUGUCAGUCUAGAUAUGCCUGCAGGGUCAGGUCUGUUUAGGAAUGAGCCUUGGUCCUUGCUCUGGGCGGCAAUCGGAUAUAAUGUAAUUAUUAUAAUACAGGACCCCUCUCCCUUCCCCAAAGUAAGUUUGUUAAUUGGGGAGCAGGGAAGACUCACCCGAGGAGCUGGCAUUUGAACGGGGCCUUGAACAAUGUCAGGUUUGCCCGUGCUCGGGUGGUGGUGUUGGGGUGCUGGUGGUGAGGAACAGUGUUCUUGGAAAGACAGUCCAGAGUAGUGAUUAAGACUUAGUCUCUGGUGCCAGACAGCUUAAGUUCAAAGUCCAGGUUUAUGUGUGACUUUAGCCUGUUAUUUAAUCUCCUCUACUGCCUCAUCUGUAAAAUGGGUAUUACACUAAAAAGGGUGUCGGUUGAGAUUUGAAUGAGUUAAUCCUAGAAGGGUUUAGAACUAGGUUUCAAGAGUAGAGCUCAAAUGUGGGUGUUACUAGUAGAGGGAACUGCUGCCCAGAGAAAGGCUAGAGGGGAACGUACGUUUGGGGAGCGGCCGGAACACAAGACAGAGAAGUCUAAAGGGUCAGGUGGCAGAGGAAUCUGGACGUGAUUCCCCUGCCUCUCUAUGAGUGGCUCCCAAGAAGUAAGGAGGUAAAGCCUGGAGACUGCGACCGUUAGAAGCCAUGACGAGGACUGUAAAGUAUUUGUAAGAGUUUUUCAAAUAGGUAAUAUAUUCACAUGUAUGUUUUGAAUUUUGCACCAAGUGUCACCUUCUGCCCCUGACUCCCAGCCAUCUGGUUCCCCUUCCGGGAAGCAAUGAAAGUAAUAAUUCAUGUCCUGC